Molecule: messenger RNA, 1647 nt
Organism: Acanthoscelides obtectus
Lineage: Eukaryota; Metazoa; Arthropoda; Insecta; Coleoptera; Chrysomelidae
Source: the annotation of a GenBank genome assembly
GCCCAUGUUUCGCGUUCGGAAGCGCAUAUUGAACCCAUCCCAUGUCCAGUCCACUUCCACGAUGGCAGCGAAUAUCUGUCAGCUCCUCGAUCUAGAGUCUGAGUCGGAAGACGAGGAAAGAUCUAUUUUAAUGUAUCUAUUUAAUCGAAGAAGAACAAAAAGCGAGAAAAAUGCGUAUCUGCGAAAAGACAAAGUCAUAGAGAGUUCAACUUAUCUAGAGAAGUUCCAGACAGCAUAUUCAAAGAGACAUUUAGAGUGAACAGAACACAGUUCAACGAAAUCCAUGAAUUGAUAAAGAACGAUAUUACGGGUAAAGAGUGCAAUGCACAAAAACCUAUUGGAAGUGAAGAAAAAGUAGCCGUAUGUCUAAGGUAUUUGGCCACUGGUGACAUGUAUAAAACUAUAGGACUGAGCUAUAGAAUGGGACAGAGAACCGUAUCGAACAUUGUUUGUCAAGUCUGUGAAGCGAUAUGGCGACGUUUACAGCCCAUUUAUAUGCCCGAACCAACGGUGGAAAUUUGGAAGAACAUUGCAUUAGAGUAUGAAAGAAAAUGGCAGUUUUAUAACUGUUUAGGAGCUGUCGAUGGGAAGCAUGUCGCCAUUCGAAAACCACUUCUGAGUGGCUCUUCUUUCUUCAACUACAAACAAUAUUUUUCUGUUGUUUUAAUGGCGACUGUCGAUGCAAAUUAUCGUUUUACUUCUGUGAAUGUAGGUUCUAUGGGUCGGUUUAGUGACGGAAAUAUUUUUGCCAAUUCUCCUUUAGGAAAAAUGUUAUACAACGGUUCACUGGAUUUGCCAGAACCAAAGCCUUUACCUGGACAAAAUACACCAACUCCAUAUGUAUUUGUUGGAGACGAAGCGUUCCCGCUAAUGAGAAAUUUAAUGCGUCCAUAUCCUAAAGCGAGAGUUGCUGGUAGUUAUCAAAACAAGGUUUUUAAUUAUAGUCUAUCUCGGGCUAGACAAACAGUAGAAAGUGUCUUCGGUAUAUUAGCAGCUAGAUUCCGGGUGUACAAGAGCCCAUUUGAAUGUAAAUUGGAUACCAUCGAUAAAAUAGUGCUAGCCACAAUUGGGCUUCAUAAUUAUUUGAGAACUAAGAUUCUCUCGAUUGCCACUGGCCAGGAAGAAAAUGAUGAAGUGUUGACUAAUUCUCAUGAAAAUCAUUUCAUUCCUUUAGCACUAAACCGAACUCGCAAUUCUACUGAAGCAUUUAAUAUUAGGCAGAAGUUUACUGAGUGUUUCAAUUCUGCAGUUGGAUCUGUUGAAUGGCAACGAAGAGCGAUAGAAAGAGGACAAUUUUAGGAUAUAUACAUACUAAAAUGAAAAGUAUUAUUAAUUAUUAUUAUUAAAAAAAAUAAAUAUGUACUUACGAUGAGUACUCGAGGAAGUGCAUACUCACGUGUUCGUUCUUAUAACCCAAAAUAUACAUAUUUCAAAAUUACUCACCACUUGUAUAAUUUAAAUCUCUGGCUAUCUUCUCCCACAACUCAUUUUUUAAUUUUGUUCUCAUAUAAUCCUCAUGUGAAGUGUCAUACAACACAGGAUUCUCCCGAACCAGUUCGAUCAAUUUCUCCAUUUUGAAUUGAAAAACGUAAACAAAGUGACCCACGAUUCCACGAAACUGUGUUGCUCGCACAAAUCAAACCACGU